AUGGUCGAUGAAGAUGAACACAAUGGUAAACAACGUGGACCACCUGAGAAACCUGUUCUGCAAAGAUACGAAGUCGGAGAGAAUAUUUUCGAAGUUCAAACUCGUUAUCAAUUGCACUAUGCUAUUGGUCAAGGAGCUUAUGGUAUUGUUUGUUCUGCUCAAGAUACUGAUUUGAAUGAAAAGGUUGCCAUCAAGAAGGUUUUUAAUAUUUUCGAACAUGAUAGAGAAUUCCAAAAACGUGUAUUGAGAGAAAUUAAAAUCCUCAAACAUUUUGAUCAUGAAAACAUUAUUUGUUUGACUGAUUUGGUUCCUCCUCGUUCCUAUGAUCACUUUAAAGAUGUUUAUAUUGUAACUGAUUUGAUGGAAACUGACCUGAGACAAAUCAUCAAAUCCGAACAAAAGCUUUCGGAAGAACAUAUUCAAUAUUUCAUUUAUCAAAUUUUGCGUGCAUUGAAGUAUAUGCACUCUGCCAAUGUUCUCCACAGAGAUUUAAAGCCACAAAAUCUUCUUUUAAAUUCUAAUUGUGAACUUAAAGUUUGUGAUUUUGGUUUGUCACGAGGUAUUGAACCACAAAAUCCUGUCAUGUCAACACCUUACGUUGCAACACGUUGGUAUCGUGCUCCUGAACUUCUUCUCAUGUGGGAGCAAGCUACCAAAGCUCUUGACAUUUGGUCAGUUGGAUGUAUUAUGGCUGAACUUUUAGGCAGAAAACCAUUCUUCCCUGGUAACAAUUAUUUGCAUCAAUUAGAUUUGAUUUUGGAUGUUAUGGGAACACCACCAGAUAGUGACGUCAAGGGUUGUGAAAAGGGUGUGACCUAUCUCAAACAAUUACCAAGGAGAAUGGGUAAAGAUUUCCGUCAAAUCUUCCCAAAUGCUUCUCCAAUGGCUUUGGAUUUAUUGAAGAAAAUGUUACAUUUUGACCCAACUAAGAGAAUAACAGUUCAACAAGCUCUCGAACAUCCAUACUUGGCCAAUUUGCAUGAACCAGAGGAUGAACCAGAUUGUCCACCAUUCGAUUUCAGUUUUGAACAAGAAGCCGAACAUGGUGAUCUUAAGAGAAUGCUCUACAAUGAAAUUAUGGAUUGGAACUUGCAAAACAAUAAUCUUGCAGGUGAUGCCUUCAUUGCUGGAGAAUAA
This is a messenger RNA of Naegleria gruberi, 1137 nucleotides long. RefSeq lists its product as uncharacterized. Bases 1 to 1137 code for a protein of 378 amino acids. Gene Ontology annotation, biological process: protein phosphorylation; intracellular signal transduction. NCBI's taxonomy places the organism in Eukaryota, Heterolobosea, Eutetramitea, Acrasida, Naegleriidae. The transcript has 4 exons. Gene Ontology annotation, molecular function: ATP binding; MAP kinase activity. Gene Ontology annotation, cellular component: cytoplasm; nucleus. The record is from RefSeq and is a predicted model, not a curated record.